UAAAUAGUGUUUGUGUUGUGUUUGUAAAGAAAAUCACAGAUCAUAUGAUAAAGCGAUCACUUAUUAAGUGACUGUCUAUUAGUACUCAACUGUAUAUAUGAUAUCACAGACGUAUUAGCAGUUGAAGACUGAUAUCUCUCAAGACAUCGCUUCCCAACCAUAUCUACCACUAAAUGAAUGGCCGCUUCAUUGAACACAAACUCCAAUUGUAUGUCUUAUCCAUCGAAGACUCCAUUCCUUAUUGGCGUCACUGGUGGAACUGCUUCGGGAAAGUCAACAGUAUGUGACCGCAUAAUGGAGCAAUUGGGCGAAGACAGUGUGGCCAAUCGGGAACGGCGAGUUGUCUGUAUAGGACAGGACAGCUUUUACCGAGAAUUGAGUCCCGAUGAGAGGGCGCAGGCAUUCCGCGGUAACUUUGACUUCGACCACCCGUCGGCUUUCGAUGAACAUCUGAUGCUUAAUACACUGAAGGAUGUACUCUAUGGCAAAACAGUAAACAUCAGUCAAUACAACUUUAAAGAGCACACUGUCGGAGAAACCAUACAAACGGUAUAUCCGGCGGAUGUCGUACUCGUCGAAGGAAUUCUUGUUUUUUAUUUUCCAGAAAUUCGGGAUCUCUUUCAUAUGAAGCUCUUUGUUGAUACAGAUUCUGACACACGACUGUCAAGACGUGUUUUAAGAGAUGUGAGAGAAAGAGGUCGUGAUUUGGAAAACGUUUUAAAUCAAUACACAAAGUUUGUUAAACCAGCCUUUGAAGAGUUCUGCCAACCGACUAAGAAGUACGCCGAUGUCAUCAUACCUCGUGGAGCUGAUAAUAAUGUUGCCAUUGAUUUGAUCGUUCAGACAAUUAAGGAUUUGCUACAAAAUCCAAGAGUCCGAUCUUCGAGUCCAUUAUCACCGCCACCUAACUUAAGGGCACAAAUGGAUCAGUUAAGGAGGACUGCUGUCACCAGAAGUGUUUCAGUUGGCAGUUCAUCGCGUCCACACUGAAGAUGUCUAAUGGACUUUUGACUGACAGAUAAAAUUUGUUAUUAUUUCUGACAAUAUUUUAUUUCAUUAUUAUAUACAA
Oppia nitens is the source of this 1069-nucleotide messenger RNA. It is a transcript of the gene Uck, whose product is annotated as uridine-cytidine kinase 2-B-like. NCBI's taxonomy places the organism in Eukaryota, Metazoa, Arthropoda, Arachnida, Sarcoptiformes, Oppiidae. Gene Ontology annotation, cellular component: cytosol; cytoplasm. Gene Ontology annotation, molecular function: kinase activity; ATP binding. The coding region runs from base 178 to 990 and encodes 270 amino acids. The record is from RefSeq and is a predicted model, not a curated record. The transcript has 6 exons.